Daldinia loculata is the source of this 1885-nucleotide messenger RNA. RefSeq names its product FAD dependent oxidoreductase. Lineage: Eukaryota; Fungi; Ascomycota; Sordariomycetes; Xylariales; Hypoxylaceae. The transcript is spliced from 4 exons. The coding region runs from base 548 to 1624 and encodes 358 amino acids. The record is from RefSeq and is a predicted model, not a curated record. Gene Ontology annotation, molecular function: FAD binding; D-amino-acid oxidase activity.
ACAUCUAACUGCGGAAGGAAUCGAGAUGAAGCUGUAAGCUGCUAGUAGAUUAGAGGACCUAAGAUAUUAGCAAUAAUUACAGAACGGGACGUAUGAGAACCCAUCAUCUACUUGUACCCGGAUACUUAACUAUCUCCAUAUAACUACCUAGGUAACUACUAAUAAGUUAACUUACGAAGCACGCCGAAAGCGGAUCCGAGAAGUCAUAACCAGAUAACCUAUCGUAUGUUUACAAAAAGAUUAACAGUAACCAGUUAAAUUGACCCACGCAAUAGCAUCAUAGCACUAGUUGCAAGUGUGCCUUGCUGUCUCGCAUUGCGCGGAAGACGUUACCGGAAGUCCAUUACCCCAGAAUACUACCUAGGUACCUCUAAGGCCGGUAUUCAAUCGCUCGAUAGUCCUGACUCAUAGGCCGGACUCGAUCAACCGUACCCGUACCCUUAAUAUACAUCGGUACGGUGCUUUAAUUAAACUUCAGAUUAUAGCGCAAACGAGCUAAGUGGAUUAUCCGUAUUAUAAUAUCAGUUCGAGAUAUUCCACCGCUAAGAUGCCGAAUAUUGUGGUCGUCGGCGCGGGUGUGUCCGGUAUCACAACAGCCUAUCUGCUAUCGAAGCAGGAAGGAAAUGUAAUAACUGUCAUAGCGAAGCAUAUGCCAGGCGACUAUGACAUCGAGUAUGCGUCACCAUGGGCUGGCGCGAACGUUCUACCCAUGGCAACCGAGAAGCACAGCUCAUGGGAGCGUCGCACGUGGCCGGAGAUUAAGAGGCUCGCUACCGAGGUGCCCGAGGCCGGAAUACACUUGCUGAAAUCUCGCGUGUACCGCCGCGAGAAGGACAUUGAAAAAAUCAGGCAAAAAGGUUACAACUUCGACGGGCUCUUCGAGGAGAACCCUUGGUACAAGACGCUGUUCGACGACUUUCGAGAGCUCUCCAGGGAUGAACUCCCCAAGGGCAUGGCGUCGGGCUGCGAGUUCGGGUCCGCGUGCAUAAACGUCAUGUUGUACCUACCGUGGCUUUUGGGGAAAUGCCGGGCGAAUGGCGUCGUAUUCCGCCGCGGCCAGCUGAAGCACAUUUCCGAAGCUGCGUCCCUGAGCCACGCCGGCGGGAAGGCCGACGUUGUAAUCAACACGACGGGGUUAAGUGCUUCCAAGCUGGGCGGAGUGAUGGACAAGAAACUAGUGCCGGUCCGCGGCCAGGUCGUCGUCGUCAGGAACGAGGCGCCGUACAUGCUGACGAAAUCCGGGACCGACGACGCCGACGACGAGCUCUGCUACAUCAUGACGCGGGCGGCGGGCGGCGGCACGAUUCUCGGCGGGACCUACCAGAAGGGGCAUUGGGAAAGCCAGCCGGACCCGAAUAUCGCGACGAGGAUUAUGCGGCGGGCGGUGGAGAUGAUGCCGGAGCUUGGGAACGGGAAGGGAGUCGACGGGCUGGAUAUUAUCCGCCAUGGAGUUGGCCUCCGGCCUUAUAGGGAGGGAGGCGUCAGGAUUGAGAAGGAGAAGAUUGGCGAUACGUGGGUUGUUCAUAACUAUGGGCAUGCCGGCUGGGGAUAUCAAGGAUCGUAUGGUUGUGCAGAAGAUGCGGUGGGACUUGUGAAUGAGAUACUUAGCCGCUCUCGACUGUGAUAUGGUUAGAUCUGGCGAUGUAAUAUUUUGUUGUGUUUACAUAGUAAGAUUCAAGAAAGGGGGGUUUGGUUAUGAGGCCAUCUUCUUUUCCCCUCCUUUUCGCCGUCAAUAAGCUAUGACACUGCAAGUUCAAUUUUACAUCCUGUGUUUAUUCAAAGACCAUUUGUAUAGGAUGUACCUAAUAAACAUGACCAUAAGUAUCUAAGAUGUAAUUAUCGUGAAGUAUGCCGGUUGAGAAGGCGCUAUUAAGGAGGUAUCUUA